This is a messenger RNA of Laetiporus sulphureus 93-53, 675 nucleotides long. RefSeq lists its product as uncharacterized. The record is from RefSeq and is a predicted model, not a curated record. Bases 1 to 675 code for a protein of 224 amino acids. NCBI's taxonomy places the organism in Eukaryota, Fungi, Basidiomycota, Agaricomycetes, Polyporales, Laetiporaceae. The transcript has 7 exons.
AUGGACUGGGAGUACUUCAAGUUUCUGAAUUGCACCAAGGCGCACAUGAUCUCACAGGAUGAUGGCUCAUACAAGUUCAUUCUCAUGACCAAGGAUGCCCUUCACCUGGCCAUUUUGAAUGCUGACGCUAAUGACGUACACUCUUAUGCGAUGUUUGAUCUCGUGAUCAGCCACCCGAUGAAGCCGGGAUUUUGGAAGAUCCACGGCUGUAUGAAUGACCAGAUCAUGCACAGCACAGGAGAGAAGACAAAUCUGGGCCUGCUUGAGGCGAUGAUGAAUCAAGACCCCUAUAUGCAUGCGUCAAUCAUCUUCGGUCGUGGACGGUUCCAGGCUGAUAUUCUUGUGGAUCCCAAGCGGGAGUACCAGUUUGACCUGUCAGACAAGAAGAAGCUCGCCGAGCGGACUGUCGAGAAGAUGAUUGAGUUUGCACCGCAGCAUUCGAGAUUGUUCAAGGAGAUGAUCAUGGUGUCGAAGCCUUCCAAGCCGUUCUCAUACACAGCCAAGAACACCAUGCGCCGUGGAGUCAUCUUGAAGGAGUACGACCAAGAGAUCAAUGACAUGUACGAUUUGGUUGAGAAGAGCAUGCAAUCGAACGUUCCUCCUCCAGAGAAGUGGGAUCUGGACUCGGCCAUGUGGUUCGCACUACUGGGUUCCAGGAUUGUCCUGCAGGUCUGA